AUGACGAACAGCAGCUCGUCGCCGACCUACUCGAAGCGUUUGCCGAUCCCAUCUUCGAGACGCACGAGUUGCUCCAGGGCCUACCGAACGGCGCGCGACUCGGCGUCGACGCUCGCCGAUAACGUGACCGUCGACGGCGAGACCGUCGCGCACGUCAGCAUGCCCAGCGAAGAGACGCCGCCGACAUGCUUUGGCGGAUUCGCGCGCCUCGACAACAACGAUAUGUAUCGCGGCCUCGUGGGCUAUCUGGACUCCGUGCACGGGAUCGAGGUUCGCGUCGAAAAAGAGGCAACCAUGAGCGGCAACGUUCGCCGCUUCGUGCCGGUCGAGCAUCAGCUUCUUCUGUCGGAAGUCCUCGCGCCCCGGUCCCGCAACUUUCAGCUCGCGCACCAGAUUGGCCUGCUCGAUAGCUCGGACAUCCUGAAUCGAAUCGCACGCGACCAGAUGCUGACCUCGCCCGAUUCACGGGCGCUGUGUCGGGUCGCGUUGGCGAACUACUUCGCGGGCGCCGUCCUCAUGCCGUACCAGCCGUUCCUCGAUGCCGCGCGGGACUUGGCGUACGACAUCGAACUUCUGGGGCAUCGGUUUCGAUCGAGCUUCGAGCAAAUCUGUCAUCGACUGACCACGUUGCGACGCCCCGGACACGAGGGCGUACCGUUUCAUCUCGUGCGUAUCGACGUGGCCGGUAAUAUUUCGAAACGCUUCACUUCGUCGGGCUUUCGAUUCGCACGCUUCUCGGGCGCGUGCCCGCGAUGGAACGAGCAUCAAGCCUUCCUCACCCCGGGCAUGGUCCGCGUUCAGCUCUCCCAGAUGCCCGACGGGACGGCGUACUUCUGCGUGGCCCGGACGGUUCGGGACAACAGCGGUGGCUUCACCGCGCCGCACGCAAUUCAUGCGGUGGGUCUGGGCUGCGAAGUUCGCUUUGCCGGUGCGCUGGUCUACGCCCGCGGCAUCGACCUGGAGAACGUCCAGGUGGCGGUCCCGAUCGGCGUCGCUUGCCGGGUGUGCGAACGAACGGACUGCGAGCAGCGGGCCUUUCCGCCGUUGCUUAAGCCACUUCGCGUGGAUGAAAACCGACGAGGUCGGUCGUUCUACAUGAACCCGCGCGACGACGAUCCGUAG
This is a messenger RNA of Nerophis lumbriciformis (worm pipefish), 1122 nucleotides long. Lineage: Eukaryota; Metazoa; Chordata; Actinopteri; Syngnathiformes; Syngnathidae. The record is from RefSeq and is a predicted model, not a curated record.